This is a messenger RNA of Lactuca saligna, 1121 nucleotides long. The record is from the annotation of a GenBank genome assembly. Lineage: Eukaryota; Viridiplantae; Streptophyta; Magnoliopsida; Asterales; Asteraceae.
AUGAACGGUGAAACCCUUAAAACACUACAUUUAAAGAAUUUGGCAACCAUAACAGACCAUGGAAUGGAGCCUCCAAUCCCAAUUCUGUUGGAAUCUACAUAUCAGCUGAAUGCACUAAUGUUGUUGAUGCUUUCCAGAAAUGGGGAAGUAGGCUAUGUGAAUCAAGCAAAUAACAUGUACCUCUUCCUCGGGGUUGGUUUGGGAUCUCUAUUAUCCGAUGCUCAUUAUUUCCGAUGGAAUGUUGCAAGCUGCUUCUUAAUGACAAGGCUGCAAGCACAGGCUGCUGGUGUAGCAUACUCGCAUCCAAUGACUAAUCUUACGAGUCGAAUGGCCGUUUUUGGACCAAACAUGAUGUUUACGGAUCUAAGAUGUUCUCCAUCAUGUACGCGUGCUGGGGUACAUGGUACAGUGUCCAUUUGUCCUCCAGAUUGCUUUGAGUACAAAGGAACACUUGAUGUUUUCUACAAAGUUAUUCGGCAGGAAGGAUUUGGAAGAUUAUGGCGAGGCACCAAUGCUGGCCUUGCAUUGGCUAUACUAACUGUGGGAAUCUAUUUGCCUUGCUAUGACAUCUUCCGGAAUUGGUUUGAAGAGUUUGCAGCUGAAAAUGCUCCAAGCAUGACACCGUAUGCCCCUUUGCUGCUUUUAUCUUUUGUACCCACCCGUGGAAGACACUCCUGUGGACUUGUCGCUUGCUCCAGAAGCACCUUCAAAAUCGUCGAUGGUCCCGCUAGCUCCGCUGUCGGAAAUCCAGAUGAAAUUGCAAAAAUUUUCCCAUCCCUGUUUGGGCAACCAUCAGCAAUAUUGGUGCCAGGUGAAUCUAAUGAAUCAGGAUCUGCCUUGAAGAUAGGAGUUGUGUUGUCAGGAGGACAAGCACCAAGAGGGCAUAAUAUUGAAGGAUUGACUAGUAAACAACAACAAUAUUGGUGCCAGGUGAAUCUAACUAGGUUGAUGAAAGCGAAUAGCUCUCGAGUUAGAAGUGGAAAAGAAAGCUCAAGCCGAAAGAGAUAAGAUGCUGAAAAUGCAAGUGUUGUAUUCUUCAUUUCAAUUGUUAGUAUGAAACAUAGAGUAUAUUAGAUGAAUGCAAAUUUAUAUAUUGUAAGAAAUAGAAUUGUAUGACAUUA